Molecule: messenger RNA, 2401 nt
Organism: Bombyx mandarina (wild silkworm)
Lineage: Eukaryota; Metazoa; Arthropoda; Insecta; Lepidoptera; Bombycidae
Product: KIF-binding protein
Biological process (GO): central nervous system projection neuron axonogenesis; neuron projection maintenance; microtubule cytoskeleton organization
Molecular function (GO): protein binding
Source: RefSeq, a predicted model, not a curated record
UCUCCACUCGAUAUGCACCUAGAUACUAUCAGUAUGAUUUUCACAUAGGAUUUUUUCUAAAACAUUUUGUACGAAAGGUGUGUGAAAUUUGAACGAUAUUUACUGUUAAACAAUAUCUGUUAGAAUAGUUGUUGAAUUUGAUCUUGCAAUUCAUUUCACAACAUCAUACAACCUAUGUUGUAACGCCGCAUACAAAUAUUGAUUGAAAUUUCAUUGAAAGUUCGAAACCAUGACUAGAGAAAUGAGUGCUAAAGAGAUACUUAAUGAUUUUAAAGAGAAUUAUAUUAAAUUCCGGAAGCUACUUGACGAAGACAGCAAGAAUGAUCCUGAAAAUGCACCAUAUUUUUCUAAGUACAAAGCUAAAGAAAUAUUGAAUAAUAUGUAUGUUUUUUUAAAGACCUUAAAGACUGAAGGUUCCCCUGUCGAUGAUACCAAACUCGAUGCUAUGAUCGGAUAUGUUUUGUUGAACAUUGGUAUAGUAGAAAUGGAUACAGAGGAACCUACAGCUAGUGAAAAGAGUCUCAAUGAAGCUGUUGAUCUCCUUCUGGAAAAUGCUCUAAAACCCGAAAUAGUUGUGACACUUAUUAAUGUCUACAACAAUAUUGGAAUCUUAUGGUCCAACAGAGAUGACCCUGAAAAAGCAAAAGCUUCAUUGGUUAAGGGAAAAACUUUGUAUGAGGACUUUAAGUGUACUCUACAGAUGCCAUUACCUAUAGAAGUCAUUAUAAAUUAUGUUGGGGAAACUUUGAUAGAUGAUUUUAUGUAUUUGGAAAAAUCUUAUACUUUGACCUUGUAUUAUUUAGCUCAGGUGUUUGGUGUGUUAAAGGAGAACUUGAAAUCAGCAAUAUAUUGUCAUGUAACAUUAAGGAGACAGCUGGAAUAUAAUGAUUAUGAACCUAUUGACUGGGCAUUGAAUUCAGCUACAUUGUCACAGUUCUUUGCUGAGCAAAAUGGGUUUUACCAGUCAAGGAAUCAUUUAGCAGCUGCAUCAACAAUCCUUGAUCAAUAUAAGCAACUGUUGGAGGCUGCAGUUGAUCAAGAUGAAGAAUACUUAGCAAAACUAGAGACUUUUAAACAUAGGUCUGCAGAUGUUGCUAGGUGCUGGGCCAAAUACUGUCUUUUAUUGAUGAUAGCUUCAAAAACUAGGCUACUGGAUGAUGAUGAAAAACUAUCAGAGUCUAUUACAGAUAUGUCAAACCUCAGCUUAGAAGACACUGAAAACAUUUGUGAAGGUAAUCUUAAGAAACUGACUUUUCCGAAUCUCGAUGUUACAAAAUAUGAAAGCAAAAUAGGAGAUAAGUUCCUCCUGACUUAUGAAGAUGCUAGAGCAAUUUUUUUAAGUUGCCAAAACUGGUUGAACCAGGCCAAGGAGUAUUAUAAACUAGAAACGUUGGCUUCAGAUUAUAUAGAACUUAUUUUAGAUAGCUCUCAGGCAUACAAUAAUCUAGCAUUUUUUGAGGAUAAUGAUGAUCGUAGGGCUAAAAUGUUGAAGAGGCGAAUUGAUAUGCUUGAAAACUUAUUGAAUGAAAUAAAUCCUACAUAUUAUUUACAAUACUGUAGACAGAUUUGGUACGAACUCGGUGUUGUUUACACAGACAUUUUGAACAUAAAAAUAGAUAAAUGGCCCAAGAGCGAAGUGACAGUUCAAGCAAGAAAAAAAAUUGAUUUGCUAUGCGAUAAAAGUAUUGAAAGUUACACCAACUUUAUUAAUUCGAUAAACGAUAAAAAUGGGAAAGUACCUGCAAAAAUUGACCAGGAAUUAAUAAGACCUCUGAUAAAUGCUCUUGUUGCAGUCGGUAGGAACAGUAUGAAACGCAUGGCUGUAAAUAAAAUAAACCAAUUGUGCCAUGUUCAGAAAAGCCUUGAUUCAUACCAAACUGUUGUGGACAUCUGUGAUACACACGAAGAAGUUGCAGUGAUGUUCACUGAAGAGUAUAAGUUAUGCCAAGAAAUGUGUCAGAUUUUACCUUUAAAAAUCAAGAAGUUGCAAACUGAAAUUGCUGGAUAGAAGAAUUAGUUGAAACUAAAGAGUUUUAUGAAUUAUUGUAUGGUUAUUAAUAAGACUUGCUUUGCUUCAUAUUUAAAAUAUAAAAGUAAAAAUCAAUUUAUAUUUGCAAAAGUAAACAUUCAUUAUUUUAUUAAGUAAAUGUUUUAUGAUCUCGAUUAUAUUACAUAUUCAUAAACUAUGUAAUCAUACCUGGCCAGGCUUUGGUUUGGCUUUGUUUGAAAUUAAUAACUUCCAAAUUAAAUAGAUUUUGUCACAAUUAAAUGGGUUUUUAGUAUAAUCAUGCUCGAAAAACGAGCUCUUUCUGAAAUUAAAAUUGCCUAUGUUACUCCUUGAAACGUCGGCUAUGUCCGUUAGUUAAAGCUCGUUCUGUGUGUUAAGUGCGAGAUUUUUAAC